CGGGGGAGGCCGCCGCCGCCGCGGGGCAGGGCCGACCGCUGCGCUGCUCUCUCGCCGCCGCCGCUGCCAUGGCCGAGGACCCCAGCGCGCUGCCCUGGUCCAUCGACAGGGAUGACUACGAGCUGCAGGAGGUCAUCGGGAGCGGAGCAACUGCUGUGGUGCAAGCUGCCUAUUGUAUCCCGAAAAAGGAGAAGGUGGCAAUUAAACGAAUCAACCUUGAGAAAUGUCAGACCAGCAUGGAUGAGCUUCUGAAAGAAAUUCAAGCCAUGAGCCAGUGCCAUCACCCGAAUAUUGUAUCUUACUAUACAUCGUUUGUGGUGAAAGAUGAGCUCUGGCUGGUGAUGAAGUUACUUAGUGGAGGGUCUGUCUUGGAUAUUAUAAAGCACAUUGUGGCAAAAGGAGAGCACAAGAAUGGAGUCCUGGAUGAACCCUGUAUCGCUACGAUCCUUAGGGAGGUGCUGGAGGGGCUGGAAUACCUGCAUAAGAACGGACAAAUCCAUAGGGAUGUGAAAGCAGGAAAUAUUCUUCUUGGAGAAGAUGGCUCGGUGCAGAUUGCAGACUUUGGUGUUAGCGCAUUCUUAGCCACUGGUGGUGAUAUUACCAGAAAUAAAGUGAGAAAAACCUUUGUGGGCACGCCUUGUUGGAUGGCGCCAGAAGUCAUGGAACAGGUCAGAGGUUACGAUUUCAAGGCCGACAUCUGGAGUUUUGGAAUCACUGCUAUCGAGCUAGCUACGGGGGCCGCUCCGUAUCAUAAAUACCCACCAAUGAAGGUGUUAAUGCUGACACUACAGAACGAUCCCCCUUCUUUGGAGACUGGAGUGCAAGAUAAAGAAAUGCUGAAAAAGUAUGGGAAAUCGUUUAGGAAGAUGAUUUCCUCAUGCCUGCAGAAGGACCCGGAGAAAAGACCAACAGCUGCUGAACUUUUAAGACACAAAUUUUUCACGAAAGCAAAGAAUAAAGAAUUUCUACAAGAAAAGAUGCUGCAGAGAGCACCAACAAUUACUGAACGAUCCAAAAAGGUCCGGCGAGUCCCUGGUUCCAGCGGGCGGCUUCAUAAAACUGAGGAUGGCGGCUGGGAGUGGAGUGAUGAUGAACUAGAUGAAGAAAGUGAGGAAGGCAGAGCAGCAAUUUCACAGCUCAGGUCCCCCAGAGUGAAAGAAUCAUUACAGAAUUCUGAGCUGUUCCCAUCAGCCGAGCCCACCGGCCCUUUACUCCACGUUCCAGCACAGACCCCUGCUCAACUACCUCAGCCAGCAGGACAAGCACCUGCACAACCUUCUCAAGUUGCUGCCCCUCCACCUACUCAGGCUCCCACAGCAGCUCCAGCAGCGGGGCAGGUACCUCCUGCUCCUGCGCCUGCUCCUGCUCCUGCUCCAGCACAGGAGGAUAUAAAAGUCCCAAUCAGUCUUGUACUAAGGUUAAGAAAUUCAAAGAAAGAACUCAACGACAUUCGGUUUGAGUUUACCCCAGGGAGAGAUACUGCUGACGGUGUGUCCCAGGAACUCAUCUCGGCUGGUCUUGUGGAUGGCAGAGAUCUAGUCAUUGUUGCAGCUAAUUUGCAGAAAAUCGUGGAAGAGCCCCAGGCAAACAGAUCCGUCACUUUCAGACUGGCAUCUGGCGUCGAAGGCUCUGAUAUUCCUGAUGAUGGCAAACUUAUAGGAUUUGCACAGCUCAGCAUCAGCUAAAUUACAGCGCCAGGCAGUUUCCCUACUGAGAAUCCACAUGUGCAUAUUUCUAAUGCUUCUGUUGGCCUGAAAAAACAAACAAACCACUACUGCCAAAGAAUUGAACUGCAGCCCCCUUUCUAGGAGCUUUAACAGUUUUCCUAAACAGGAUCGCAAACCUUCCUGAAAUUACCAAUGCCGUUUACAGCUUUUGUAAACCACUCUUGUCCGUGUUUGAAUCUCCUUCAUCUCAGACGUGCAGAUCCAACACUUCAUUGCCUGCGUGUUCAUUUUAUUAUUGCCUUACUUUAAAGGAAAGAAAAAGAAAAUACUACUGAGUACGAAACAGGGGUUCCACUGCUCUAAUUAGCUAGCCUCCAUGUUUGCUGACAUGCAGUUUCAUGUGUGUCCUUUGCUAUCUUUGCACACGCUUAACACUGAAGGGACUUUUAAUGUUGCUGUUAGACCUGCUUCUCUUUGCAUUUGAAAUACCAGUGUAAAUGUUGGUUGGUCACUUGGGAUGCUAGAAAUCUGGCUUCUGGCCAGCUGUGGUGUUGCAGCCCAGCUGGUUUGAAUGCUGGUGCCUAAGAAAGUGAGCCAAGCCUUAACUGUAAGAGGGCUAACAUAUUUCCUUUUUUUUAAUCGCACUGUUGAGGUUCCUUGAAAUCAGUGUCCUAGGAGCAAACAUCAGUUCUUCUGCCCCUUUGUAAACUGCUGAUAGCCUUAAUUUUUCUUUCUUUGGUUUGUUCCACGUUAGCGUCACAUAUGGCAUGGGGCAGAUCACCUUAAUUUCUCACAUGCUGGUUCUCGCUCAGUGGGUGUCCUUGGACUACAUAUGAGGCUGUAGAAUCCUUCUUAAAUCAGAGCUGCAAGGCAGCGCUCUCCACAGGCUGUUCUUGCAGGUGAUCAAUAAUACCAAAACGUGACAGGGGAAAAGAAAAUCCAUACCACUCAGCAUUUGGAAAGCAUGCGUGUUGAAUUUUAUUCUUUAAAACAUAAUACCUUUUGCUUGAUGAUGAGAAUCCUCCAUGCACUUCCAUGUUCUUUGCAAACAGGUACAUGUGGAACUAUCCUUGUUCUGGUUUUUACAGCAAUAAAAACUGCCAGUAGAAUAGUACUAGGCAAGCAAUCUCUGGACCUUGCGUCCCUCCUGCACUAAUUGCUUGGGUUUUCAGAUCACUUCUCAGUCCAAGCGGCCAAGUUUUGAUCAAGAUGUUGCUGAAACCACGUUAACUUGCAUUUAGGUUUUUCUUUGUAUGUGGUGUUUUGAAUUUGAAUUUCUACAUAAAUAAUAUAAAUUAUACUUUGAGUUUAAAAAGAGACACUUGUAAUGCAAUAUGUGAAUAAUAAAUGGUGUUGAUCUUUUUUUUUUCCCCCUUCCUACUGUUUCACAUUUGGCCUUUGUAUCUGCUCUUGGCUUCGAAGUGUUUUAUACAUUUAAACUGUAAGCCUGUAAUUUAACACAGAGCUAUGGAAAUGUAUUUCUCUUUCCAACCAUUGCAAACCAUACAGAAAUGAAGUGUUAAAAAUGGGACAACUGGGUUCAAUUAGGACUUUUUUUAUUUCCAAGUCUUCUACUGAACAAUAUAUAUUUAUAUAUUUUCUCUAUGAGCAGCUAUGGAAGCUUCUUAAAUUUUGCAUGGUGUUUUUUAUACUGCACUUGUUUCUUUAAUCUGUAGUUUAAAAUCGGAGAUCUCCCAACUGGCACUGCCAGUUAAGCACAACCCUGUUACUUCCUCAGUGCAAAGGGGAGGGCGUUGGCAUGGGGCGAGGGGAAGAGAGUGAGAGACCCCUUCCUUCCUCCCCCAUCAGCCUCCAGAUUCUGAGCUUGAGACCUAUCACCGGAGUGGAAAGCACACGGCACAGAUUUCCACAGAAUAACAGGUGGCUAGUUUGGGGCUCGAGUGUGCAUGUGUGUGCGUGUUACAAGUUUUGGCACUUUCGCCUUCUUUUGUGUGACACACAGCACCCGAAUGGCUUCUCUUUUAAGUACUUGUUGGCUUUGGACGAGCAGGCUGCAAACUACACUUCCGUGAAGCCCAGUGGGCACGAGCUACUCGGACUAUGGAGACCCAAUAGUCUUGGUACAGUAUUACUUUACUUAUGCCUGCAUGCCACGCAUACCUCAUUGUUCAUUUGUGCACUGGUGCUGAGAGAUGUAGGAGUCAAACUGCUCAAAUGAAACAAUGCAGUAUCUAUUUAUUAAAUGAAUCCUGCCCCACGUUGAUCUAAGAGUAGUACAGUGCACGAGUUCACACUGACCCCUCGGUCUCCUUUCCCCCCCUCUUUCUUUCUAAAUAAAUAAAAAAAAAAAAAGCAAUUCUAGUGUAUUUGAUAUUAGAUUGCUAGACUUAUUUCUUGGUAGUGAUCCAACAUUUUGCUUGGGAUGCUACAGUGCUAGAUUAUUUUGGUUUCUGAGGUAAAGUAAGUGCCAAUGCUGUUCAUUUAAAAAGAUUUUUUUUCCUAACGUCACAAAUGGAUUUAGGUUUUUUUGCUAAAUUCCAAACCUAGAAGCAGGCAAUAUUUUUUUUUUUUUAAUUUAGUUGAUACUCUAAGGAUAAUGCUCUAUUAAUGAAACAGGUUCCUCUUCAAAACUUUGGUGUAUUGUAGAUUAUAAUGAAAGAUGUAAAAUAUUCCGCCUUUUUUUUUCUUGAUUUGACUUUGUAUUUUACUGCAUGUAUCUCUAAUUUUUAAUCAAUAAAGAACAAAUUGUCCAUUGC
Molecule: messenger RNA, 4384 nt
Organism: Gavialis gangeticus (Gharial)
Lineage: Eukaryota; Metazoa; Chordata; Crocodylia; Gavialidae
Gene: OXSR1
Product: oxidative stress responsive 1
Exons: 18
Coding region: 69-1685 (538 amino acids)
Biological process (GO): protein phosphorylation
Molecular function (GO): ATP binding; protein serine/threonine kinase activity
Source: RefSeq, a predicted model, not a curated record